This is a messenger RNA of Toxorhynchites rutilus septentrionalis, 1989 nucleotides long. RefSeq lists its product as uncharacterized. Bases 169 to 1650 code for a protein of 493 amino acids. The transcript is spliced from 3 exons. Lineage: Eukaryota; Metazoa; Arthropoda; Insecta; Diptera; Culicidae. The record is from RefSeq and is a predicted model, not a curated record.
UUUCAGUGUGUAUCGAGAUCCCAACGCAGGUUGGACUUAUUGAUGGAGUGUCGUGAAAUGUGAUUAUUUUUGUUUUCUUCCCUUCCCUCGCUACUGCUGUUGCUGCUGUUCAGAAAACCGUAUUAUUGUGGAAGUGUGAUGUGUGUGUGCCAAUGAGCGGGACACUGUAUGUGUGCACUGUGUCUGUGUGGAUCGCUGGACUGUAGAAUACUGUAUCUAAUUCAGGUGGUAUUACGGAAAUUUCCCCUCGCGGCGACGGAAGUCAGCAGCGAACGGAUCGCAACAACAAUAAUGGAUACUUAUGUGAAGAAUUUGCUAAACAGUUGGAAUAUGCCCGAGCUCAUCAAAGUGUUUCAAGAGGAGGAUAUCGAUGAGGGCGCGUUCAAAUGCCUGAAGUACGACAUGAUUAAGGAGAUUAUCCCGAAAGUGGGCAAACGGGCUAAGUUUGUUCAGAAGUAUGAGGAAUACAAAGAGAAUCUAACGGAACGGCCAGCAUUUGGCGAGCUGCAACUGGAAGAAAAGGAUGGAAACCCACCACCGAUGCAGAAAACGCCAAAAAUGAACUGGGGCCGGAUAGAGCGCGUGUGCGGCUUGGUGCCGAUAUACCUCAAGAAUCUGCUGAAGAUGUGUGGCUACGAACAGGAGAGCAGUCUGCGGAACCUCAACGACGAUGAUUUCGUGGAUAUGGAACGCUUCGCUCGGGAAGAGCUUAUACAUCUCGUUCCGCCGACCCAAUUCUAUUUCCACAUUUUUUGCAACGAUCCGGCGCGGGAAUUCCGGCUUGUACCUGGUCAUCGCAAGCUGCUGUUGCAAAUGAGUGCCUACUUGAACUACACCAAUGCCGCCAACGAGCUGCAAAGGACGGAUCCGGUGCAAACUAAUCGUAUCGAGCGUUCGCCUCCGGCAAGAGUAGUAGAGAACAGCAGUAGGAUCGAAAGAACGGAACGCAUAGCCGAUAUGAGUCUGGUGAGGGAGCUGAGGGAACAACGAGCCUUAAUGCAGCAGCUUCAGCUGCAGCAACACCAGCAGCAGCAGGAACUGGUGAAUCAAUCGCCGGAGAUGCUUCCCGAUCACAUACCGGAUGUUAAGACGAUCUCCACCAAAAAUCCUCCGUUCGCGUUCGAACAGGCCACCGUUUACCCGCCACUCAGCGAUGAGUCACGAAUUAAGAAAAUUCAAAGCAUAAUCAUUAAAUUGAUCGAAAUGUGGAGUGACAAACAACCGAUCAAACUCCAGCUGACUGAAGAGAUGAUCAACGUGACGUACGAACUGAACGGUUACAAUGCCUUCAUCAAGUGUCCUAUGUGUGCGGUACAGAUCAAAGUGUCCAAGCUACCCACCAAGAAGGGGGACCGUUUUGUGAUCUCAAACUUCUCCAAACAUGUUAUCAAGAUGCACUUCUCACAGCAACAGCAACAACAGCUCUCGCAAUCGCAACAGCAGCACCUGAAUGACACCUCUCGAUCGAGCUUAGAUAAUUCGGCUUUCUUCGGUGGAGAAAACUCCGACAGUAACAACUAUCCGUUUGACGAAUUUUCUAUCAAGCGACAGAGGAUGGAGGACGAAGAUGAGGAAGAGCAUGACGUUCUGCCGCAGAUGCUGCAUCCCUAUGUUAGUAUCAAGGAUGAGGUUAUAGAGUUGGAUGCGUAGUUUUGUCUGACCAUCAUACCUUGGUGUACCGGAAAUAGCUAAUUUAGAGAGAGAGAGAGAGAGAGAGAGAGAGAGAGACAGAGGGGGUCACUAGCACUCACUAGGUUUAGCUGUAGUAUUUAAUUGAAUUUACAGAGAGGAGGAUAUGUUAUAAUGUAAACAUAUUACAAACGUUUUGCGUUACUGAAUGUUUCGAGUAACUCACGGCGAGAAUCUAAAAGACUACACUUUUUUGUUAGGACGUUUAGCUUAGGACAUGCACUGUAAAUAGUCUGAUAGGAUCAUAGUGAUAAGCACAAUCAAUUCCAUUUUAUCAUCUUCCAAGUCCAAUAAACUAUG